Molecule: messenger RNA, 660 nt
Organism: Momordica charantia (bitter melon)
Lineage: Eukaryota; Viridiplantae; Streptophyta; Magnoliopsida; Cucurbitales; Cucurbitaceae
Source: RefSeq, a predicted model, not a curated record
AUGAAUCCUCAGGUGGCAUUACUAGCUGAGGCAUUGCAAGUAUUGCUGGAUAAUGCGAAUGAAGCCGGUGGAGCUCAGGUGCAGCAGCCUCGCCGGGCACAGAUUCAACAAGAGGAGGUUCAGUUUAUCAGGGAUUUCAAACGCUUUGGACCACCCGUUUUCAACGGGGUGAGUGAGAGGCCUACUGCGGCCGAGGAAUGGGUCCGGGAGUUGGAAGCCCUUUAUGUGUAUUUGGGAUGCUCCGACGAAUUCAAGGUCCGGGGAGCAGUGUUUAUGCUUUGGGGAGAAGCAGUAAAUUGGUGGGAGUCGGUGGCGGCAGCGGAGGAUCACGCCAAUGUACCCGUCACAUGGGCGAGGUUUAAGGACCUACUCUAUGAAUACUAUUUCCCCGUGACUGUCAGGAAUGAAAAACGGGCAGAGUUUCUCCGUCUCACUCAAGGGAGCCUAACUGUGGCCCAACACGAGAGGAAAUUCACUGAGCUGUCCCGUUUUGGAAUGCAAUAUAUUCCUACUGAACAAUUAAAGAUUGACAAGUUCAUUGACGGUUUGCGUAGGGAGAUCAAGGGGCUCAUUAUUCUCAAGGAACCAACUACUUAUGCAGCGGCGGUCAGGUGUGCGUUGGUUAUGGACAAAUGUCUCGAAGAGCCUCAGUCUCAGUAG